Lachancea mirantina is the source of this 1764-nucleotide messenger RNA. The record is from the annotation of a GenBank genome assembly. NCBI's taxonomy places the organism in Eukaryota, Fungi, Ascomycota, Saccharomycetes, Saccharomycetales, Saccharomycetaceae.
AUGAACGAAACAGAGCCACUAUUGGCUCAGCAGAUCGCUCAAAGUGAAACGGUGUGCGAUGACAACACGGCGGUCGCGGCGCGUCGCGCUUCGGUCAGGUCCUACACUCUUUCUGGCGGGAAUGCCAAUAGUGCUGACAAUGGAUCCACCGUGCAACAUGACGAUAUGCUGACUCCUGCAAGAGCCAAAGUCAUGGUCGCUACGCUCUUUGUAGGUAGCUUCCUCGCGGCGCUCGAUAUGACGGUCGUCGCUACGUUGCUUCCCAGCAUUGCAUCGGACCUGUCGGCAAGUUCCCAGAUGUCGUGGAUUGCUACCUCUUAUCUUCUGUCUUGCAGUUCCUUCCAGCCUAUGUACGGAAAACUGUCGAAUGUGCUAGGUCGUCGCGAGCUUCUGGUUACUUCUAACUUGGUGUUCGCGCUUGGGUGUUUCCUAUGUGGCUCUAGCUUUUCGAAGGACAUCUGGACCCUCUCUGUGGCCCGUUUCGUGGCCGGAAUUGGAGGUGGUGGUAUGUCCACACUUAUGACCAUCGCCGUCAGUGAUAUUAUUCCUCUGCGGCAGCGGGGUAUCUACCAAGGCAUUGGGAACAUUUUCUUCUCCUUGGGUAGUGCGUCGGGCUCUAUUCUUGGCGCUGCUCUGCAGAGAACCGUUGGUUGGCGUUGGGCGUUCUUGGUACAGGUGCCUGUUGCGCUAGUCAGCGCACUGCUCGUGUAUCGGAUCUUUAGACUCCCAGUUCAUUCGCCUGGCCGGGGAGUUGUAUGGCUUGAGAUCAAGCAAACAGGAUCCUUUCAGUGGUCGCGGAUCCCGCAAAUGAUCGAUUUUAUUGGCUGUGCUUCUUUGGUCGCCACUAUGCUUAUACUUAUGGUUGCCAUCACAUUUCUCUCAGAUCCUUCAAGCCUCGGACUUGCCAAAUGGGCGGCGCUGCUGGGUACCUUAGCCUUGGCCGCUACUAUCUUCAUUCGCACCGAACUUCGGGUCGAAAAUCCAGUAGUUCCCUUGCACCUAGUGUUCCGCAACAUAACAGUGUUGUCGUCAUCGCUUACAAACUGGUUUCAUACAAUGGCCAUGUUCGCUGCCAUGUACUAUAUGCCCGUCUUCUGGCAAAGCGUCUACAAGCUGAGUCCAUGGCAGGUGGGGCUACGGUCUAUCUCUAGCUUUAUUGGUAUUUCCAUCGGAUCUGUGGCAUCUGGUAUUUAUAUGAAAAGGACUGGCAAGUAUCGAGCCUUUUCUUUGAUACUGUACAGUCUUUUUGUCUUUGGGAUGCUAACCCUUCUCCUCUCGACCUAUUCUCCUAAACCAUUCGGGUACGUGGAUUACAUCAUUAUGUUUCUACCAGGUCUUGGGUACGCAACCAUGCUCACUAUCACUUUGUUAGCCUUGAUCGCAAGUGUCGACUUCGUGCAUCAAGCCCAAGUCACUUCAAUUCAGUACGCUUUCAGAGCCACCGGUUCAACAUUUGGAGUAUCCAUAGCGGGUUUGCUGUAUCAGGCUGGUCUUGAAUACAAGCUCAAUAGUACUGUUUUAAAGAAUCAAGAAAUGCUUUCUAAGUACGGUGUGGAACAGUUAAGGAAGUGGUGCCAAAAAAUUAUGGAAGAUAAUCUUUUCGACACGUCCUUUGACAGCACUCUACAGAGCGCCUCUACUGGAUCAUUUAUGUUCGGCAGUCAAGCUGCUAUUGGCUUUGCCUUAAUUGCGGCAGCGUUCGGUCUUUUUGCGAGUUUCUUCACGAGAGAACAUGUCUUGCAUACAUCCGUUCCAGGAAACUAA